Molecule: messenger RNA, 591 nt
Organism: Rotaria sp. Silwood1
Lineage: Eukaryota; Metazoa; Rotifera; Eurotatoria; Philodinida; Philodinidae
Source: the annotation of a GenBank genome assembly
AUGAUACGUCGAGAUUUUGUUAAAACAACUGAAUCAAAACCACCUAUGCCAACAGCUGCUAAUAUACGUUCAUUUAUUCCUGCAAAAUCAGCUAAACCCGGUGGUCUUCCAACAAAUAAUGUUAUUCAAGUAGCAACUAUAACAGAAAAUAAUACUGUCAUGAAUUCUAAUAUAAAUUCAAAUCGUAUGUAUCCAUUACAAUCACAACUACAGCCACAACGACAACAGCCACUAUUACAGCAGCAACAACAACAACCGCAACAGCAACAACAACAACAACAACAACAACAACAAUCAAUACCUUUAUCUCAAAAAAGUCUUUUAUCCUUUACAACAACUAAUCCAACAAUAAAAGAAUCAGUAAAAAUUGAAAACAAUCAACAACAAUUAAAUGUUAUAACUAAUGGUGAAAUAAUUUCAUCGUCUAUAAUAAAAACGCAACAAUCACAAGUGCCGAUAAAUAAUGGUCCUGCUUUUCGAUCAAGUAGUUUAUCAGCUGCUAAUGUUGAAUUACGAAGAAAAAAAGAAGAAAUUAGUAAUAAAAUAAAAAAGAGAGCCGUUAGUGCAUCGGCUGUAUCAAAUGACGGGUAA